This is a messenger RNA of Notothenia coriiceps (black rockcod), 1528 nucleotides long. Its product is annotated as homeobox-containing protein 1-like. Gene Ontology annotation, molecular function: double-stranded telomeric DNA binding. The coding region runs from base 751 to 1515 and encodes 254 amino acids. Gene Ontology annotation, biological process: positive regulation of DNA-templated transcription. The record is from RefSeq and is a predicted model, not a curated record. NCBI's taxonomy places the organism in Eukaryota, Metazoa, Chordata, Actinopteri, Perciformes, Nototheniidae. Gene Ontology annotation, cellular component: nucleus. The transcript has 3 exons.
CAGAGGUGUUAGUUGUCAAUAUGGCUGUUGUCAGACAGACAAAGCAGAGAGGCAAAUAAUUCGCCACUGAUUAGAAAUCCUUGGAAAGGGGUCGGACAGGGCACUGUUUUCAUACCGCCUUACUGUUCGGCUGCAGUGAAAGACACAGCGGGUCUUUGCUCCAGUAACAAAGUUAAAUGGUUAAGUGGACGAUUUGAACCGAGGUAAGUCAUGCACUAAGCUAUUUCCAACACUAAAAGUGAUGUUAUUAAUAUCAGACGGUCGCUAGCCAGCAACGGCGGCUAACGUCAGCUAGUAUCAGCAUUGGCAUGGCUAGCAUGUUAUGCUAUCAUUCUACAACCCCGGUGCUACCGAAAAUAGCAUAAGUUGCUAGCCGUCCUCUGUGAUGCAUACGGACUGUUCCCCGGUAUAAAUGCAGCAGCAGCUCCAGUGAAAAUUAUUUAUGAGCUCGAGUGUUUCAAGCCGGCUCAUUUAGCGUUUCAUAGGACACUGUCACUCAGUCUGCCAAAGAAACAUUUGCUAACGUUAGCUCGUGGGCAAAGGGCGUGAAGGCUGGCAUCACAGCGGCUCCCCUGCAGCGCGGAGCGGCAGAUCUGUGCUCCAGGGCCACAGUCAGCAAAACAAAAACACAUGGACCAAAAGAUACCAGCAACUUUGGUCAGUGUUUGGACAAUCUAGAAAAAUACACUGCCAAAGAAACGCGUUUGAUUUACACAACAGACUGUACUGGGGAUAUCGAAUGCAUCAUGCAUGCAAUCUGUAUUUAGCAGCAGGAUGUCUGAGUUCAGCGAGGAGCCGCGCUUCACCAUUGAGCAGAUAGAUCUGCUGCAGCGGCUGCGUCGCUCCGGCAUGAACAAGCAGGAGAUCCUGCACGCGCUCGAAACUCUGGACCGGCUGGACCGGGAGCAUGGCGAGAAGUUUGGCCGCCGCACCUCUUCCUCCUCCUCUUCCUCGUCCUGCUACGGAGUAGGUGGGGCCAACAACUGCACCAACAACUCUGCCUCCAACACUACUACAUCACUCAACAAUAACAACACUGCCUCUGCAACCACCACCUCUUCCGUGACAUGCAACGGCAACACCAGCGGCGAGGGCGAUCGCUCGGCCCCCACCGCGUCUUCCACCACCUCCAAAAUCUCCACCGCCACGCAGACGCAGUUCGGCAGCGUAGGGGGGCACUCUCCGUCUCCUAGCAACAGUUACAACACCUCCCCGCCUCCGGGACCACCGCCGCCUUCUGCCAUCUUGCCAUCACCGGUUUCGCUGGUGGCUCAUACGCAGAACGGUAGGGAUAGCCUAGCCGCCACACCCAACGGGAAGCUGUCUCCUCCCAGAUACCCAGUGAACAGCGCGGCCGCAGCACGAGCAUUCGGGUUCGAAGCUACAGAAGAAGACCUGGACAUUGACGACAAGGUGGAGGAGCUGAUGAGGAGCCCCCCCCUCUCCUCCUGCUGCCUCCCAGCUGCCCUGAGUGAACAGUAUAGGCAUGUCGAGCUCCGGCCGUCCCAUUGCUAAUUCCCUCUGCCUC